Molecule: messenger RNA, 8256 nt
Organism: Gymnodraco acuticeps
Lineage: Eukaryota; Metazoa; Chordata; Actinopteri; Perciformes; Bathydraconidae
Gene: rab27a
Product: RAB27A, member RAS oncogene family
Exons: 6
Coding region: 5677-6339 (220 amino acids)
Biological process (GO): positive regulation of exocytosis; melanosome transport
Cellular component (GO): melanosome; secretory granule
Molecular function (GO): GTPase activity; GTP binding
Source: RefSeq, a predicted model, not a curated record
GCUGGCAUCCUGUUAAGUCUUAAAGUAAAACAAAGUGAUAUUUUGUUACUUAACAGGACAGCCACAUGAAGACCUGCUGAGGGUCAUUACAUUCAUUUACAUUUGUUUCGGUUACUCGAUUUGAGUGUGUGUUUGUGACAUAGACUGUAGGUCUGUUGGCAGUGGUGGAAAGUGACUAAGUAGCUUAUAUUUAAGUACAAAUUCAAGGUAGGCCUAAGGGUUCGUUACUUGGUUAUUUACGUUUAAUGUUUGUACAGGUCUUCAUUUGAAGUGGCAUUGUCCACUACACCUCAGGAGUAAAUAUAGUAGGCUACUAUUUUGUACCACAUUUGUGUCUCAACUUUAGUUACUUUCCAGGUUUUCAUACACUUUAUCUAAAGGAUAAAGUGUUUCCUUUAUGGGUUGAGGACCUCUUAAGUUAAAUAAAGCAUAUCAAAAGCACUACAGCUGAACAAUGCAUUGUUUGUAACAAAGCUGAAAACUGGACUGGACACAAAGAUACAUUGAUUAUAUAAAGGAGGUAACUUUAACACAACAUCUACAGCAAUAAAAUGCAACUUACACAUUAAUUCAGGUGUUAUAUAUUGAUCCAAAAACAUCAUAUAUAAUGAGUUUAACUUUAAGUACAUUUGGCUAAACACUUACAUACCACUUCUUAAGUAAGGCUUGAACGCAUGACUUUGACUUGUAGUUGAGUAUUUUCACAUGGCGGUGUUAGUACUGAAUACUUGUUCUACCGAUGUUUGUGAAGAAUGAGUUUGAUGUGCCUGGUACUGCCUGGCGCUGCUGCUGCUGCAGAUAAACCCUCUCAAGGUAUUUUAAUGAGCAGACAGUUAGAGCAUUGGCAGCCAGUAACUUUAAAGAAACAUGGUGCCAAAAUAACUGAUCAUAUUAUUUUAUUCUAAUGUGCACGUCAUUAUUGUGCUGCUGCACCCUUUCUAGUUUAUGGUAUGCACACAACCGGAUUUCUCCAAGGAGCCUCUGUGUUGGACAGCUGCCCAGGGUGGGUCUUCCACUUCUCCCUGGGAAAGGAUUACAGCUUUUAGUGUUUGCUGGUCUGACUCCCACCGCGGGACAAAAUGCCAAAAGGUAUUACGGUAGAUUAAGGUUUAGUUAUACUUGAUCUAAAAAGCAAAGCCUCAUUGAGAUAAAACAUCCCUUUCAAGAGUCCUUGCCUAAACAUGUAAAAAUACAGACAGACAAUUCAAGACAGAUGAUAUAAAGAAUUGCCGCAAAAUCUAAAUUAGAAAUGCAAUUAUAAAAUCAUGAAUAUAAUUGUUUUAAAUACAAUCAUGUCAUUAUUUAUCUGCUGAUUGUUUUCAAGAUAAAUUGAUUAAUAUUUGUAUAUAGAACAUUUUGGAAAAUAGUAAAUAAGCUUCAUCCUGGUUCUCAAAGUCCAAGGUGAUGACUUUUUGUCCGUCCAAAACCCCAAAUAUUCAGUUUGAUACGAUAUGAAACAGAGAAAAGCAGGACAUCUCCCCAUGCAAAGGACAUUAAGAAUAAUAUGUAUCUGUCAAUCAACUUGAGUACAAUUGACAAGUGUUUUACCUUUAGCAUUAUCACACAUACAUAAAAACAAUUGAUUACUCUCUUGCAACAAUAUGAUGUAAAUACCUAGUGGAACACAUACUUUAAAAUAGACUACAAAUAGACCUACAUUUUAAUUUAGAAUAAUAAAGACAAACAAACAAUGUCUCUCUGAUACUGUUCACAAUCUGAGAUAGAAAACGACAUUACUUCACUGUGAUUCAGCCGUUAAAACAAGAAAUAUCAAAAAACUAAAAUGAUAUCUAUUCUAAUAUCUGAUGACAAUGUAAUAUUGAUGUAUAGCGCUGCUAGUAUUUAAAUGCAGUACAAUUAAGUAGGUAAGUACUAGAUUUUAAUUUGGGAGGCCUCCACGAAUGAACUUUUAAUUAGAUUAAACCUGUUUCAGUUUGUUCAGUUUCUGUUGCUAGUUUCUAAUUUGUAUUAAGUGAUUGUGGUAGAUGCAAUUUCUUGUGAAAGCGCAACACACCUCCACACAUCCUGCAAGUUGAAAUGUCAGGAUGAUCGUAAAUGAUGUGUAGCUGUUGGUUUUGUAAUAGGCAAACCCUAACCCUUUGUUGUUUUUAAUGAAACGAAUAACUUUAAGAUAAGUGUUACACAGAUAUUUGGGAGGCCCUUUCCUAUGAAGGCAGAACUGUACUAUGUGACACCUUAAUCUGACAGAGCCUCGUUUGUUUUCUGUUAAAAGGCUGUGGGAAACCUGAGACUGCCCAAUGGCAUUUACUCUUAAUCCGAAUGAGUUUAACCUCCACAAUUUGAGAGAUUUACAGUAUGUCAGGUAUAUUCCUCUGUUCUGCACUGCAGCUGUAACUCUCAGGAAAUUGUUCUCAGGCUGGGUGCACACAUUUUUAACUUCAAUUUUACAAUUGUUCAUAUUAAGUUUUUUUUAAAGUUGUAUAUAUUGUGCGACACUCAUCAAGUGUUACAUUGAAUUAUUGAAGAAAACGUGUUUUUCCUAGCAUGCCUCUACGGUGAAUGAAAAUGUUCUUUCAGAAAUCAAGGAUAACAAAGGGUUAGUGUUUGAUACGUUUGUUUUAUAGAUCUUAUAUAAUUCUUCCUUAAUUAAGGACUCAAGCAAUAUCACAGGUUCUCAACAGAAAAGAACAAAACAUAGUUAUAUAUACAAUAGAACACAAAACUCAGAGCUCAACAAAGACAAAAUAACACAAACUAAAACAAGAAGCACAGGAUUAUUCCUGACUGCAUGAAUGGUCCCUUUUUGAAAAAAUGGUCUCGGUUUGGGUUGAAAAUAAACCCAGUCAGGAUCCAGUUUGAGUUCUGGAGGCAAGGGUUAAAACUCCCUAUUUUCGUCCCGAACAGAAGAAGCUGUUUGUCAUAAUGAGUAUUCACAUCAGGAUUAUAAUUCCUGAUGGAUGCUCCAUGUGUUACUGAGCCUGAAGACAUGAUGGUUGUGUAGGUAUCUAUAGAUGCAUUUCAGUUGAGCAAAUGUAAUAAAAUGAUCAGAACUUAAUUUAUAAAAACAUGGCAAUGAUGUGAUCUUGUUAGCUUCCUGACCAACAUUGUAAUUGCUGGUUUGUAUAUAAUCACAAGAGGCUUGGUUAUUGCAGAUGUGGCUUGUCCAAGGUGUUGCACAAUCAACUAAUUGCGAAAGAAAAGUCAUACAUUUCAUGAAAGUAUUUGCAUUAUGAAAUAAUAGGCAUUCUCUUCAAAGUCUAACUGAAUGUGUUUGCUUUUACAACCUUGCCAACCAUUUUAACAUGCUCCUUAAAAACGUAUUUUAUAACAUAUGUACCACUUGUGUGGGUAUUUGGCUUUAUGAUAUUACUGUUUUUCCUGCUGCGUAAUCAAUCGCCCCUUUAGGGACACAUUAAGUUCUGCUUGACUCAAAUUGAAAGGUAAAUGAAACCCAGUAAAUAGGUUAAUAGACUUAACGUUUUUUUUGUUAACCACACUAUAUGUAUUCUUGCGCAACAUAUCAGAUUGUACUCCGUCAUCAGAGCUUGCUUUCCCUUCCCAGCUGCUAGGACUGGAAGAGGUAGCUUUAGCACCACACUGUGUAACAUACUAGACAUGUGCAUGAACAUUUGCUUUUCAUUAGAACAUUUGGCUUUUCAGGAGAUAGUGCUUUUUCUUGUUUCCGAUUGGAGCUUAAUGAGAAGUCAUCAGAUGAACCUGAUAGUAGUCUGCAGAAGUUUGCUGACACAAUCUGCAUCUCUUGCAGUGUGGUUUUGCUCGGCUGUGUAACUUGUGUGACCUGUUUUUAAAUGACACAGAAAUCAUUUACUGACUCAAGUUUUGGAGUCAGGCUGUUUUAAUAACAAUAUCAGUAAGUUGGGCAACAAGUCAGUGAUGCAGACGCUUUGACUUGUUAUGGCAGGAAAUAAUACUCAAUACAAUUCAGCAGGACUACAGAUUACGGUUUACAGGAAGAUCAUAAAGUUUAGUAGUAAAACUAAAAAACAGUGCUUAACAAGGUACAAAAUGGCAGACAAACGUUUAAAAAGCAAAGGAGCUUCAAACGGUAUGAGAAAAGGUACCACUAACAAAAUAGAAAUAACACAAAUAAUUAAAAAGAUCAAUAAUCAAAAGUUAAGAGGAUGCCUUUACAGAUAAAUGGGUUCAUGACAGUUACAAGUGAACAUUUCAACAAAAAGUGAACAUUAGACCCAUCAUGAAGGUAGUGUUUAUUGCAGGUUUGAUAUAUUGGGCUGCGUAGUUUUAAUUAGCUUUCAAUAGAUUUGUAGUAGGCCCCUUAAAUUGGGAGAUAAGAGGAAAUGUUACAGGAAGUUGUGAGUUUAAUGCUAAUAAACCAUUUUACUCAUAUGUGUAUAUAAAGUUGUGUAGUGUUACAAAUCUUUAACUGAGUGGGUUUGAUGGUAAUCAUUUCCUUUAAAAAAAAAAAAAAGAUUUUUGAAAGCAUUCAAAAACCGUUAUGAAGAGCUUUACGACAGGAUGGAGAGAGUAAACAUCAAAAACUAAAGGAACCUAAAACACAAUUAAUACUUUUUUCAGAGUUUCAGCUUUUGUUGCAAUGUCAAUAGCAACUGACCCAGCUUGAGCUUGUUUUGGCACCCCCGAAAGAAGGACCUAAAGCGUUAUAGAGAUAUAAGUAAAACCUUAAUGUUAACUUUAAUGUACCAGCUACGAGCAGGAAUGUUGACUUCAUCAUUUGGGGCUCCUUGUUCUCUUUGCAGCCGUUUCCGUCAAAGUGCAUUCAUCAUGGAUCUCGAUAUAGCACGAGACCUUAAGCUACUUAUGGCUCCAGAUAAAGGGUUCAGGGGGGGUCACAGUGAAAGAAUGUAGGACUUGUCUGCUGAGUUUUCUACGAGCUGGUCAUAUGAUACAUCUGCACUUUCUUUUCAAUGUUUUGACUGUAGUAAGUCGUCCAUGUCAAAUGAAAAUGUCUCAUUUAUUAGAUUUCAUAGUGUGCUGAAUUACUUCAACCGUUACUCCAAAAUGUGUAGAGCAGCAAGCGACUGAUUUCUAGAGACACAUUACUUCUGCUUUCUUGUCGUGCUGAUCGUGAGUACAUACUUGAGUGUUGUCUGUGGCUGGAGAGGGACAGAGGGAUUUAAAAAGCUUCCUGUUACUGUGUCAACAAGAUAACAUGGCUCCUAUGUUACACACAUACCCCUGCAAUGUCAUAAACUAUACAAAGAUACAUUUGGAGGGUUAGGGAUGUUUUGAAAAGUGUACAAAAUGUUAUGUAUACAGGAUUGAAUGAAGAUUAUACUCCACCCCCACAGCAGUACUUUUGCUGAUGCCAUGGGGUACAUGGAAAAUGUUGGAGAAGCUCAACUAAGUAGACAUAAUAGCAAUAAAAACAAACCACAAGAGUCGGCCGUAUUACAUGAACACCAUUAGUAAGAGGCUGUAAAAACGAUUAACAACCAAGUUGUAUUUAUCUUGAGUUUUGUUUCCCAUUAUGGUUAACUACUGAUGUGCUGUGACUAUACAGUAAGGACAUGAUUAACAUAAAGAAUAUAAAUUAAAGUAUGUGAAAUUAUUACUUCAGACAUGACGUUUGCUUUUUAUGUCAAUCCAUUAGUCAGCAACAUUUAGGAAUUGCAUAAUUAUUUUGUAAUUCAUUUGUAUCUUUCGUAGACGUCACAGCUGCGACUUCAUCAGUCAGAACAGAUCGAGCAUUCUACAAAAAAUUAAACUCUCACGAUGUCGGAUGGAGAGUAUGAUUACCUCAUAAAGUUCCUAGCCCUCGGUGACUCUGGAGUGGGGAAAACUAGCUUCCUCUACCAAUACACAGACUGCAAGUUCAACUCCAAGUUCAUCACCACAGUGGGAAUAGACUUCAGAGAAAAAAGAGUGGUUUACAAAUCAACAAAUCCAGAUGGAUCUCCAGGUCGAGGACAGAAGAUCCACAUGCAGCUGUGGGACACUGCGGGACAGGAGAGGUUUCGGAGUUUGACGACGGCGUUCUUUAGAGAUGCAAUGGGUUUCCUCCUCCUGUUUGACCUCACAAAUGAACAAAGUUUCCUCAACGUCAGAAACUGGAUGAGUCAGUUACAGAUCCACGCAUACUGCGAAAAUCCAGACAUUGUUUUGUGUGGCAACAAAUGUGACUUGUCGGAUCAGAGAGCAGUCCGUGAGGAAGAGGCCCGUGAGCUGGCGGAGAAGUACGGAAUCCCUUACUUUGAGACAAGUGCUUCAAACGGGCUUAACGUGAACAUGGCCGUGGACGUCCUGCUGGAUCUCAUCAUGAAGAGAAUGGAACGAUGUGUUGACAAGUCCUGGAUCCCUGAUGGGACCGUCAGAGCUAAUGGACCCAGCAACCCAGACCUCUCAGAGGCCUCUGAUAAGAGCAAAUGUGCAUGUUAGACUCAAUUACGAACGUUACAUGUUUGUGUCCAUAAUACUGUUGAAAAAAUAGGAAGAUAUCCAAGUUAAGCAGUUGAAGAAUACAUAUGCAUAUUGUCAAAUAUUUAAGGUGAAACAAUAUUUAUCUUUAUUGCCCCACAGAGUAGUGCUUUGCUAUACAUAUAUAAAGUACAGAAGUGUAUUAGGUCCAGGCAUGAGAGCAAAUACAUUAGAGGAAGAUAUUGAUUUGUUGUUUUUAGGGAAAAUGUUGUGAAUUAAAUUGAAAUGUCAGGAAAAAGUUAGUCAUAUAUAUGAAUCCUACAUUUUAACUUUAUUCUCAACAUUUUUGCCUUUAUUCAUGAAAUGCUAAAUAGAUUAAAUAAAACAUCUUAUUCCCAAGCCUGCCCAUAAUACACCUCCAUAGAAAAGUGCUUUUUGAAUGUGGGCGUUUAAUUUAAAUUCAUUUAACAUGGUCUUUUCAAAAAAUAUAUAUUAAUAUUGGAGUGUGGGAUAUUUAUUUCUAAUGAUGUCUAGCUGGAAAUGUCAUCAUUUGGAUGCUGAUCAUGUUUUCAGGUAUAAAUGUUGUGCUUCAAGUUGCAUCAAAGUGAGCUGCCCUGCCAAAUGUGCUAUAAGAAUACUUCUAACACUCUUCACUUGCUGUAAGAUAAGUGUAGAUUCACACUGCGAUUAAGAAAGGAGUCACUUUGUACAGUCAGAUGAAUGUUGACUGAUGCCUGCAGUCACGGUGUAUUGGGAUUUGCUAUGGAUAUACUUUUAGGAAGCUUAUUGAUGUUGUGCUUAGUGUCCUUCUGAAGAAUGCAAGAUUGCCCUGCAACAGCCAGUAAACACGUUGCUCACAUUGUCCGACUGAAAUUUACUAGAAGGACAAUUAACACUUGUUUAUUUGUUCCUAAAUCAACGUUUGUGCUUGUUUUUCUUAAAACCUUGAUAAUAGAAUACAGUUUGUCUUCGUCAUCAAAAUUUCAUUAUAAUCAGCAACUGGUUCUGCCAAUGAUUGCAAAAAUUAAGUCUCAGUAUAAAUAUAAAAUUGUGGAAAAAGUAAAACAAAUAGUUUAAUAUAUUUGAAAGUAAGACAUUUCAAUGAACAUUUUUGCUGUAGCUUUUGUGAACAUGCAAGUAACAUGCAAAACAUUAUUUUUCAAUAUUCACCUGUAAGGAUUUCUGUAGUUUUAGAGUAUUCAGGAUGUUGCUCAGCCGAGAUCCUACAUACUGCUAUGCCAAGGCCCCGGAUGAUAACAUGUGGAUAACAAGAAUAUAUCACCUGAAAACAAAGACCACCUUUGCUAGUGUCAGGAUUCUCCUAGCAGAUGCUAUGUUUUUAAAGAGUGGGACAACUGUUUAGGCCAUCUACUAAUUACACAUAUGCGGCAUGCAUCAGGAUUAUUAUGUAUUCAAGUUCUGAUUGCAAUGAAAAGAACUGCUACAUACCAUCUUACCCUCAGUAUAUUUUUGGAUGUAGACCUACUGAGGGUUACAUAAUUAGAGACAUAAAAGAGAGAUCUUUAAAGAACCUGCUUAGCCUUGGUUUUGUAUUGGCAAGUUUGAUAAGAAUAGCAAUAAACAAACAUUUCAGUUUACUUAUGGUGUUGAUUUUUAAAUCAUUAUGCUUACCCCUUCAGAUCCUUUAAAGUUUCAUAGAUUUAUAAUACGACUGAUAUUUAAUUAAGAGUAUCUAAACUUAGUAAAACACUGAAAUGGUAUUGUGACAUGUAUGUUUUUGUUUUACACACACAUGGACAUUAUUUUUAUUAAUUGUAAAGGCUAAAAGUGAUGUUUUAGUUAAGACACAAACAGCUAAAGUUGAAUUUGAUUAUAAUAUGAGUAUGACUGCUGAUUAAUUUCAUAUUUUAAAGUGUGCCAUACUUAUUCAUAUGCAAAAUGUAUAUCAUGUGUGAAAUAAACUGUUUUAUUUAUGUA